This is a messenger RNA of Trachemys scripta elegans, 1499 nucleotides long. Its product is annotated as translation initiation factor IF-2-like. Lineage: Eukaryota; Metazoa; Chordata; Testudines; Emydidae. The transcript is spliced from 3 exons. The record is from RefSeq and is a predicted model, not a curated record. Bases 1 to 1344 code for a protein of 447 amino acids.
AUGAGAGCCAACACGCAGCAUGAGGCCUGGGGCCCACGGCCUGCCCGAGACCUGCUGAGCUGCGGGGUGCACGGCGCGGGGUCUGGGCGAGGAGACCUGCUGAGCUGCGGGGUGCACGGCGCGGGGUCUGGGCAAGGAGACCUGCUGAGCUGCGGGGUGCACGGCGCGGGAUCUGGUAUCAGGCGGCUGGAGAGGCCAGGCCAGGGGUGCGGGAGCAGCGGGCGGCCGGAGAAGCCAGGCCAGGGCUGUGGGAGCAGCGGGCGGCCGGAGAGGCCAGGCCAGGGGUGUGGGAGCAGCGGGCNGGCGGCCGGAGAGGCCAGGCCAGGGGUGUGGGAGCAGCGGGCGGCCGGAGAAGCCAGGCCAGGGGUGCGGGAGAAGCGGGCGGCUGGAGAGGCCAGGCCAGGGGUGCGGGAGCAGCGGGCGGCUGGAGAGGCCAGGCCAGGGGUGCGGGAGCAGCGGGCGGCUGGAGAAGCCAGGCCAGGGGUGCGGGAGCAGCGGGCGGCUGGAGAGGCCAGGCCAGGGCUGUGGGAGCAGCGGGCGGCUGGAGAGGCCAGGCCAGGGCUGUGGGAGCAGUCAGUGACCAGAGAAUCUAGGCCGGGGGAGCGGGAUCAGCGGGUAGCAGUGGGAAAGAGGCUGGGGGUGCGGGAGCAGCGGGUGGCAGUGGGAGUGAGACCAGGGGUGCGGGAGAAACGGGUGGCACUGAGAGAGAGGCCGGUGGUAGGAGGGGUGAGGCCAGGGCUGCGGGUGGCCAGAGGGACGAGGCCGGGAGCACGUGCACGGGUGGCAGCGAGGGUGAAGCCAGGAGUGCGUGUUCGGGUGCCAGGGGGGGUGAGUCUGGGGUUACAGGAGGAGCAUCUGGUAGAAGAGGGGAGCCUGGGAGUAGAGCAGCAACCUCAGGAGGAUGGAACAGUGAGCUCAGGGGUUCAGGAGCAGGGUCUGGCUCUGGGAGCCCCCCAGGAGCAGGGUCUGGCUCUGGGAGCCCCCCAGGAGCAGGGGGUGGCCCUGGGAGCCCCCCAGGAGUGGGGAGAGGGCCCGAGGGUGCAGCACCAGCCUGAAGGGGAAGGGGAGGCGAGCCCGGGAGUGCAGGGGGGCCAGCAGGGAGAGCAGCACCAGCAGGAGAAAGGAGGGUUUGUCAGGGGCCUGCAGGAGAAAGGGGGCCUGAGGCUGGGCCUGCAGGAGGAGGUGCUCAGGCUGGGUGUGCAGGAGGAGACGCUCAGGCCUGGGGUGCAAGGGCAGUCUCGGGAGCCAGAGUGGCUGAGCCCAGGUGUGCAGGAAGCCGGGGGGACCCUGGGUGUGCAGCAGCUGCAGCGCAGGGUGGGGAGGCGGCGAGCAGCACAGGUGUAGGGCGUGAGAGGAGUGAGCCCAGGAGCCUAGCACGGUCUCCGGCCCAGAACCUUAGCAGGGUACCAGCACCAGCUGGUGAACCCAGGAGAGUGGCCUCAGCGCUGGCACCGCCGCUAGCCGGGGAGCGCAGCACCACCCUCAUCCCGUGAGCGUGG